AGAGUGGACCAAGACUCUGAGUAUCCUGCCUCUGAAGCUUUUUCCCUUCAAAAGUCGAGGUAUCCACAGGAGCCUUGGGGGCCUGUGACAAGCUUGGAAACCAUGCAGCAGCUGCAAGAUCAUCAUGAGGCCUGUGAAGAAGCCCAAGAGCUGCUCAGUAACUGGAUGAAGUCCAAACUGCAACUGGAGCUGUGUGAUGGAGAAGAGGAAGUUGACUCUGUCCUUCUGGAAAAGCCUUCUGCAGCCCCUCUGAAGUAUGAGCGGUUUGACGACUUGUGCAGUUAUCUGGAACAUGAAAUGGAAAGUUAUUCUGUCCAGAAGUACCUACAGCAUCUUCUGCAGAGUGAAGCUGUGAACUGUGGGAUAAUGAAAUGCCUUAGACUUGAAGACAUCAAGGAAAAACGAAAGCCUACAGAUCCACGAAUAAUCAUGGAGCUCAGACACAGGCAGGUGAAAGAAAACCGAAUGAGGCGUCAGAAGGCAUUAGAGCUUCAGAGACAAGAAGUGUCCCUGAAGAAAGCAGUUCUGUCUGAGGUCAGGCUCCAAGCACAGGAGGAGGACAGAAGGAAGGCCCUGAAGGCUAAGAAGGAGGAGGAAGAGAUACGGAGGGAAAUGGUGAAGCUGCGGAAGGAAAUGGCUGAGAAGAGGCACACUGUGGCAGGGGCACGGAGAAUGGAGGGGAAGAGACAAGAAAAAUCUCAGAAGCUGUCAAUGCAGGAGGUAUCUGUUACUAUGUCACCACUCCUGGCCUUGAAGAAAGAAGAGCAAGGAGAGGAGAAACAGAGAAAAGCUCUGGAGCUGCGGCUCAGGAUUCACACCACUAAGCAGAGAUGCAUGCAACGACAUUUCUCUGCUUGGCUGAAAGUCACUCUGGAGCACAGAAUUGAAAUGGGAAAAGCCAGAGCCUUUGCUGACUGGAGGUGCCAGCUGAAGGCCCUGCGAGCCUGGAGAAACUAUACUUGGGCCCAGAAAGUAGAGAAGGAGACACAGCAACUGAAAGCUCAUCUCCAAGAUCAAAACAGGAAAAACCAACUGGCUGUAGAGCAUAGUCGGCGUCGACUUCUGCGCUGCUGCUUUCUGGCAUGGCAGCACUGGAGCCAAGUGGAGACAGAAAAGAGAGAGCUGCAGAUCAAGAGGGAGGAGACCAAGAGAAAGAUGGCACAGCUGCUGGAGGCUGUGUCACUGGGGCAGGGUGGUCUGGACAGGCCACUGGAGGUUAACAAGCCUGGGACAGCAGAAGUAAAUCAUCAUCAAGAUUUGCAACAAGACAAGCCAACUGAAACUUGCCUCAUACAGAAAGAGCCUGAUCAGACCAGAGACCACUCUUGUUGGGAUGCUGUUCCCAUACCACGUGUCUGCAGAAAAUCCAAAUUUCCCUGGGAGAUUACUGUAAAACCUACAGCCCAGAGUGCCCAGGCUGUGUACAGGAAUCAAACAGCCACUGGCCCCCAGCAGCUUCAGGCACCUGGUCCAAAGACAUCUCCUGCUUAUGGUAGCCGUUUUGAGCACCGUCAUGCCUUCCAGCAACAUCUGAUUGAGGAGCAGAGGCAGCAGCUUCAGAAACAGCAAGAGCUGACCCUUAAACUGCAGGAAAAUCAGAGGCUGAGCAGAGCUAAAGAAGAGGCAGCACAAGCCACGACUGUAACCCAGCCACUUAACAAUUCUGCUUCUCAAACCAGGGAGGAAAAACAACCCAGAUGCAAGAAUCCAAUUCCUUUGAGUGCACCUGACUCUCAUGGGCCAGAAAACAGAAGGGUAGCAGUGCAAGGCAGGAGGCUCUCCAGUCGUGUGACCUCAGCAUCUCGCAUACUGAAAGGUAUGGAGGAGAGAGCAAUUCAGCGGGCAGAACGGAGGAGGGAACUAGAAGAAGCCAAACAACGAAGAGCGGAGGAAAAAUUGGCCCAGCUGAAGGCUGAAGAGGAAGCAUGCCAGAGGAAGGAGGCCGAGGAAAAGAAGGCUCAGCGGGAAAAACGGCGAGAGGAGAGAAGGCAGCAGAAGCUGAAAGAACUGGAGAGGCAGAGGAGGUUGGAGAAAGAGCAGCAGCUCCAGAAAAAGGCUAAAGAUCACUAUGAGAAGGUCCUACUCAGAAAGCUGGGAAUAGUGCCAUGGAAAAGGCUGAGGGAGCAAGCCAAUGAAAACCUGGUGGUGGCACAAAGGCAUCACUGUUUGGGCUUGCAGAGGAAAUGCCUGAUGGUUUGGCUCCAGGACACCAAGAGGAGUCUCACAGAGAAGAUGUCUCGGGCUGAGGACUUCUAUUCCCGUAUGUUGCUGAGACAGGGCUUCAGGAACUGGCUAAAGUACAAGGAUUAUCUCUCCACUCAGGAGGAGAGAGCAAGUGCCCUCCAUGCAACUUGCCUCAUGAAGAAGUAUUUCUGGGCAUGGCUUGAUGUGAUCAUGAAGGAAAAAAUGACCUUACAGGAGAAGCUGAAAAUUGCUACUGAACACAGUAACAAGAGACUUGCUCUGAAUGUAUUCAAGGCAUGGAGACAGUACCCAUUACUGAUGAGAGAGGAAAGAGAGAGAGAAGAAAGGAGAAACCAGCUACGCAGGAGAGUAGCUGAAAUUCUCCCCAACUUCCAAAAGUGACAGAAGAGAGUCAAAGGAGAUAGAAAGGAGACAAAAAGACCAGUUCUGUUCAGUGCUGUCUCCCUGCUGGCUGAGACAACUCCAAGGGGAAGUCCUGCCAAGUGCAAAGGGUCUUACAGCCAGAGG
Molecule: messenger RNA, 2712 nt
Organism: Acanthisitta chloris (rifleman)
Lineage: Eukaryota; Metazoa; Chordata; Aves; Passeriformes; Acanthisittidae
Gene: CCDC191
Product: KIAA1407 ortholog
Exons: 15
Coding region: 103-2586 (827 amino acids)
Molecular function (GO): phosphatase binding
Source: RefSeq, a predicted model, not a curated record